AUGUCUAAGGUGGCGACUCCGUCCGGAUCCGCACCUGGAGCCGGGGCGUCGGCGUCGUCGGCGCCCGGCUCGGAAAGUUGCGCGGCGGGUGUGGCCGAAGACCUCUCCAAGGUGUCGGACGAGGAGCUGCUGAAGUGGACCAAGGAGGAGCUGAUCCGGAGCCUGCGCAAGGCGGAGUCGGAGAAGAUGAGCGCCAUGCUGGACCACAGCAAUCUCAUCCGCGAGGUCAACCGGCGCCUGCAGCUUCACCUGGGCGAGAUCCGGGGACUUAAGGUACACACCUGGGAGAGAGGGGAUGGAGAGGGGAGGCCAGGGAGGGAGUAGUCUAAUUUCUGCCGGGUGUCAGAGAGGCAGGAUGUUUCUGGCUUCCCAGCUCUAGGAAUCACAGCUGGGGAGAGAGAUCUGGUUGGCCACUGGGAGAGUAUCCCUCCAAUAAUUUUUAAAAAUGUAGGAGCUAGCCGACCUGGCUGGAAGAGUCCGUGACCAAAAGGAGGAGGAUUAUCAGGAAGAACGGACGAAAUUUAAAGAAUAUUUAGUUAAAUAUGUUAAGUUAAAUUAACUGGAAAAGCUUGCAAAUACCAGAUAGGCCUAGGAUUUAAAUAUGUAAUGGGAUGAAUUAAUAUGUUUAAUGCUGAAUUGGAAAGAAAGAAAGAUGUUAAGUGAUUAAGUUAGUUUUAUAAGAAUAUUGGUUUUGGAAAACCGUUAAAAUGAUAUACACUGAAAUUCAACCAGGGGGAUACGAGGAAGUCACUUAACAAUGUUACUAAGUUUGGUUCCAAUACGGUUGAGAUUUAUGUUUGUUUGUUUGUUUAUUGAUUUUUUGGAAAAUCAAUAAAAUUUUCCAAAAAAAGAGAGAAUUUUUAAAAAUGUCUUUAGGUGGAGAAUCCAAAUGGCAUCCAUCUCUCUCACUUGCUUCCCACUGGGAAGUUCUUCUCUUGAAUUACUGAACAGCUGCUGGGAGACUUUCCACCCGGGAGAUUCAUCUGUCUCCCAUUCUGUCGUCUCCAAAAUCUGCCAGCUGAGAUUGGUUUGCCUCAUGCUAGUGUUGCCUCUGCCUCUUUGCCGUGAAAACAAUGUUUCCUUGGUCUUAGAUGCCGGCCGUCCCUCUCCAAAAAGAAACAAACAGUUAUUGCUUUGAUUGCUAGGACUCACAGAAUCGUAGUGUUGGAAGGGACCCCGAGGGUCAUCUAGUCCAACCCUGUGCAAUUCAGGAAUCCUACCCUGGGUGGGCUUGAACCACCAACCUUCUGGUUAAGAGCCAUGCACUCUGACCCAUUGCGCCACAGAGGUGCCUCAGUCCUAGAGCAUGUGGAGUAAGGUUAAUGUGUAACCUUUGAGAAUGUGCAGAGUGCAGUCAGCACUGAGUGAUGGGUUAGGAACAGCUUAAGGUCACCCAAGUGAGGUUCAUGGCUGAAGUAGGGAUUUGAACGCUGGUCACCCAGGUCCUAGUCCAUGACUCUAACCACUAUGCCACACUGCCUCCCAAUGCAUGUUGGAGAAUGUCCCUUGGAGAAUGUUCAGAGGUCAGGAGGUGCUGGUCUAGUGAAUUGGGGGCAGUGACUGCCUACAUAUGUCUCCCCUCCCUAAUUCCUUGAAUGCAAAUAGACCUAAUGGACGCCUCAGUUCUUCUUCCCCUACCCCUGAAGGCACCAUUUCUUCCAGCCAUUGUAGAAGAUGAAUCUUCCUGGCCAUCUUCUGGCCUUCAAAAACUGAUUUUGGCAUAUCCCCUGUAAAUGUGUUGCAUAUAGAUUGUGAUUUUGGGGCAUUAUGAGUACUUAGACACUGUCUCCAUUUAACAGAUCCUUGCCCCCCGCCUGGAAAGUUUAUCAGAUGUCAAGCUGAUUACUGGUUAAACUGGAAAGAGACUCUGUGAGUAGAGUCGGGUGGGGGGUGCCCUGAGUCUUUUGAUAUUCUUGCUUCAUGGUUUGGACCCACAGCCUUGAGCCCCUGGGAGAAUAAGGAGAGCCCUGCUGGCUCAGACUGGAGGUUAUAGAUCAGGCUUCCUCAACCUCGGCCCUCCAGAUGUUUUGAGACAAUUAUUAUUAUUAUUAUUAUUAUUUAUACCCCGCCCAUCUGGCUGGGUUUCCCCAGCCACUCUGGGCGGCUUCCAACACAAUAUUAAAAUACAGUGAUGCUUCAAACAUUAAAAGCUUCCCUAAACAGGGAACAGACUACAAUUCCCAUCAUCCCUGACCACUGGUCCUGCUAGCUAGGGAUCAUGGUAGUUGUAGGCCAAAAACAUCCAGAGGGCUGAGGUUGAGGAAGCCUGUUAUAGAUAAUAGAAUCUUAGAGUUGGAAAAAUCCUGCGGGUCAUCUAGUCCAACCCCCUGCAAUGCAGGAAUAUGCAGCUGUCCCGUAUCGGGAUUGAACCUGCAACCUUGGCGUUAUCAGCAGCAUGCUCUAAAUGAGGUCCAUUUUCUCCUGCAUCCUGUUUCCUGAAACAGCCAACCAAAUGUCUCUGGGCAACCAGAAGGCAGGGCAUGAAGGCAGUAGCCCUCUUCUGGCGUUGCUCCCCAGCAAACCAAUGUUUGGUGGUAUACCGCCUGGAGGCUCUGUUGAGCUGUCCUAUGCACCAGGGACAAGCUCAUUUUCAGAGUGCUUAUCCCUUCCUAGCCAAAUCAGCAUUAUCCAUGCACAAGAGGGAGGGGCGGCAGGCCUGGGGUGACCCCAGGGUUUGCAGAAUUGCCCCCCUAAAAAAAAAAAAAAACUUAGGGGGAAAAUCUGUUUUAGAAACCACCUCAUUGGACUGAGUAUGCUGAGGAUCUGCUGCAGGAGAUAGGAAGUGGAAUGGAGUAUCUUGCAAAAGGGCAUGGCUGGCUGCUUGGAGCACUGAACGGGAGUAUUCCACGCUGCACCAUUUUGUUGCAGGUCCCACUUAUCAUGACUAACUGUUACUUUAUUGCCAGAGCGAGGGCUUUACUAUUAGGAACUUUUUUUUCCAUCUAGGGAGAAAAUCCACUUUGGAAUCCAUUAUCAGAAUCCUUAAUGCACAGUGGAUUUUUUGCAGGAGAUGAUGUCUGAGUAGGAGCCUGAACAUUGUGUCUGCUUAAGGAGCUUCUGCCUGCAAGAAUUUCUCCACCGCAGAAUUUGCAUUGCCACAUGAUCUUCUUUUUUCAUAAUUAAAACAUGUGUCCUCUUUGCCUAUUCCACCCUGGAGGAAAGAUGCUCUGUCGGAAUGGGGUGUUCAUUGGCUGGCACAGGGGAGGUGGGAAUAUGAGGGGCACUUGGAAAGACUGAUAAUGGAUGGCUGAAAAAUAUUAGCGCCAAACCAGGGAAAUCUGUGGCAGUUGGGAAUAUGCCACUCCUGAGAUGCUGCUCUGGCUUCACUUAUUACUUACCACCCUGCCCUUCCUCUAAGAAACUUCUCUGUCUGCCCCUUGCGUAAGUCUCUGACAUUUCCGGUCCAAAAAAUGUCUGGAUGGAAAAAAACCCUCCUAGCCUGGCAUUCUGAAGAGCCAACAGCCUGAGUCUAUAUAGAGCAUCUUCCCACUUUUAUGUGGUCCAGCUUAGAUGCAUGGGACUAGACCUGCUUAGCCCCAGCAGCUGAAAUGAGGCAGUUCAGUGUGGUGGUUCGAUUCAGGUGUCAGACAGAGCUGGGAACCCAAGAUUUGAAUCCCGCUUCAGCUGUGAAGCUCAUGGGGUUAACUUGGACCAGUCAUUUUCUGGGUUGUUGUGAGACUAAAGGAGGUGGUUUUGCGUGUGUGGAGAACUAUAUGAUGUCUUGAUCUUUUGGGGGAAAGGGUUGAAUUGAAUUUUAUUAUUACGGUCACAGACCAGUUCCGGCUCACUUACAAUGCCAGGAAAAUCAUAAAAUACAAAGGAAUACAUUGAAUUGCGAUUGGCUAUAACAGUGACAAUUCAGAUACAGCGGCAGUUUAAAAUAUAUAUUAAAUCUUGAUCACUACAAUAUAACCUAAAUUUGUCAUUUAAAACCUUAAUCAUUUUGGUAGUACAGCUUGUUCCCUAAGUUUUAUGGCAGUCGCACAGAAUUUGGCCACCCUUAGCGUGAUCUCUAGAUCCUUGUCCUCUACCAGGAGUUUUAGACAUUGAAGUUUGGACCCAUUUGGAGGGGGGAAAGGAUUAAUAAACGUGAUGGUGAUGAUGACGACAACAACAAGUACCUCUUAUUUCUGCACUGUUUGAGCAACAUCCAGCCACCUGUGGUCCUCUGCAGUUUAUGUUCCCCCAAUACUUCCUUCCCAUCCUAUGGUGUUUAAGUCAUGAUUGAGUGGAGAUAGCUCAGUCGGUAGAGCACAAGACUCUUAAUCUCAUGGUUGGGGGUUUGAGCCCUACUUUGGGCAAACAAUUCCUGUAUUGCAGAGGGUUGGACUAGAUGACCCUCGGGUUCCCUUCCAACUCUACAAUUCUACGAUUGCCCUUAAAAGGUAAAGGGACCCCUGACCAUUAAGUCCAGUCGUGGCCGACUCGGGGGUUGCGGCGCUCAUCUCACUUUCUUGGCCGACGUCCAGCUUCCGGGUCAUGUGGCCAGCAUGACUAAGCUGCUUCUGGUGAACCAGAGCAGCGCACGGAAACGCCGUUUUACCUUCCCGCCAGAGUGGUACCUAUUUAUCUACUUGCACUUUGACGUGCUUUCGAAUUGCUAGGUUGGCAGGAGCUGGGACCGAGCAAAGGGAGCUCACCCCGUUGUGGGGAUUCGUACCGCCGACCUUCUGAUCGGCAAGUCCUAGGCUCUGUGGUUUAACUCAUAGCACCACAAUUGCCCUUACAUCCCACCUUUUCCCCCAGUGAGAUCCAAGGUGCCAUACAUGGUUUUCUCCCAUUUCAUUUAAAUGCCACAACAUCCCUGCGAGGUAGGUUCGCCUGAGAAGCAGUGCCUGUCCCAAGGUCAUGCAGUGAGCUUCAUGGCCGAGUAGGGAUUCGAACCCUGCUCUUAAUAGCACCUGCGUAAAUCCAGGAAAGGAACUGUGGUCCGCAAAGAGUCAGCUUCUCCCCAUUUAAAUAGUUCCUCCUCUGGGUCGUGGGUUUGAGCCCCAUGUUGGGUAAAAGAUUCCUGCUUUGCAGGGGGUUGGAAUAGAUGACUCUUGUGGUCCCUCCCAGCUCUCCAUUUCUUUGAUUCCCAUGUUGGUGGUUGAGAAAGAGACACCUACACACCACCAGCUUUUUGUAAAGCUCCCCUGUGUGAUCACCUGGAGAGAAUUCUUGUGCGUUCUAGGCGAUCAGGAGAGCACAUGUGUAGACUUUAAGACAUGGGUAGACAAACUAAGGCCCAGGGGCCAGAUCCGGCCCAAUUGCCUUCUAAAUCCGGCCUGUGGACGGUCCGGGAAUCAGCGUGUUUUUACAUGAGUAGAAUGUGUCCUUUUAUUUAAAAUACAUCACUGGGUUAUUUGUGUGGCCUUCCUGGUGUUUUUACAUGAGUACAAUGUGUGCUUUUAUUUAAAAUGCAUCUCUGGAUUAUUUGUGGGGCAUAGGAAUUUGUUCAUUCCCCCCCAAAAAUAUAGUCUGGCCCCCCACAUGGUCCGAGGGACAGUGGACUGGCCCCCUGCUGAAAAAGUUUGCUGACCCCUGCUUUAAGAAGCCUUUGCAAAAAGAAAAGAAAAAGUUUGUUGCUUGCCUCAUUGGCUUUUUGUUGUUGCUGUUGUUUAGUCGUUUAGUCGUGUCCGACUCUUCGUGACCCCCUGGACCAGAGCACGCCAGGCGCUCCUGUCUUCCACUGCCUCCCCCAGUUUGGUCAAAGUCAUGCUGGUAGAUUCGAGAACACUGUCCAACCAUCUCGUCCUCUGUCGUCCCCUUCUCCUUGUGCCCUCCAUCUUUCCUAACAUCAGGGUCUUUUCCAGGGAGUCUUCUCUUCUCAUGAGGUGGCCAAAGUAUUGGAGUUUCACGAUCUGUCCUUCCAGUGAGCACUCAGGGCUGAUUUCCUUCAGAAUGGAUAGCUUUGAUCUUCCUGCAGUCCAUGGGACUCUGAAGAGUCUCCUCCAGCACCAUAAUUCAAAAGCAUCAAUUCUUCGGCGAUCAGCCUUCUUUAUGCUCUCACUUCCAUACAUCACUACUGGGAAAACCAUGGCUUUAACUAUACGGACCUUUGUUGGCAAGGUGAUGUCUCUGCUCUUUAAGAUGCUGUCUAGGUUUGUCCUUGCUUUUCUCCCAUUGCCUUUUAGAGUGCCACAACUCACAUCCUUUAACGGGCUUUUACAAGAUUGCAAGAUUUUUGUCCUGAUCUCCCUCCCAUAGCCCUUUGAAGCAUUUCCAGUGGUUCCCCUUCCUUGUUGCUACUUGCCUAGUCCUAUCCAGCUUCACACCACAUCUGUUUAUACUAGUUCCUUCUGGUGGGUUGUGCAUGUGCGGCAAAAGAAAGGAAGAAAAGUCAUCUUGUUUGCUUUGCAAAUGGUUAGUGGAUUGCUGAGUUAAUGGGCUGUAUGGAUUAUUAUUUAUGGUGCUGGAGGAGACUCUUGAGAGUCCCAUGGACUGCAAGAAGAUCAAACCUCUCCAUUCUGAAGGAAAUCAGCCCUGAGUGCUCACUGGAAGGACAGAUCCUGAAGCUGAGACUCCAAUACUUUGGCCACCUCAUAGGAAGAGAAGACUCCCUGGAAAAGACCCUGAUGUUGGGAAAGAUGGAAGGCACAAGGAGAAGGGGACGACAGAGGACGAGAUGUUUGGACAGUGUUCUCGAAGCUACCAGCCUGAGUUUGACCAAACUGCGGGAGGCGGUGGAAGACAGGAGUGCCUGGCGUGCUCUGGUCCAUGGGGUCACGAAGCGUCGGACACGACUAAACGGCUAAAUAACAACAAAUGGAUUAUUUUGUGUGCUUUACCCUAAUGCAGUCCCCACUUGUCAAGAAAGGCAGAGGAGAAGAAACUGUGGAAAGGAAGGUGGAAAAAAUAUAUCUUCACCCUCCUCCCUCCCCAGAAAAGCUCUUUCCGGGUGGUUAUAUUUAGUGACAUCCCCGGCUGACUAUUGAUCCAGCCGGCGGAGGAGGGAUAUAAAACUUUGAAAUGAUGUACUCAAUUGACCCGGCGACAAGCAGGGCAGCUGGGAAGAGGAAGGGCGAACAAGGAACGGCUGCCGAACUUCGCACUUGGGUCAUUUCAGGAGACCGAGGAAGCUGCCUGAUACCAAGUCAGGCGAAUGGCCCAUCUUAGCUCAGGAGUGCCUACACUGGUUGGCAGCAGCUCUCCAGAGUUUCAGGACUAGGGGGACCUUCCUAGUCCUUUCUGGAGAUACCCUGAUAUUGAACCUCUGAUGCUCCGCAUGCAGGAUGCUCCUCUGUAGGCUAUUUUUUUCACCUGUAAAGGGGGAAAUUUGGAGAAUCUCUUGGAGUGAAAAAAGCAGCUUGCAGAGGGCAAUUUUGAACGGGAAAAUUUCUGAAGGGUUAAGUAGUCCAUCUUCUGGAUCACAGUAGGGGAGGUAAAUGUUACAUUCCCCCCUCCACACCGGUAUUCCUUCUUUUCAUAAGGGUAGUGCCUGGGGAUGGAGGGCAUCUCUGCAGCUUUUAAUUCAUUACAGCUGCCGUCUUCUGGCGUAGGGUUUCUUCCAGGGGACAUUCAAAACAUAGUGUGAAGGACUUCACAGGACCCGACCUUUCCAAAGGCCAGUGCAGGAGUUUCCUUGGUGUCCGCAAAUUGCAAUCUUCUUUGGAGUUUGCUUAGGGACGUGGGUGGCGCUGUGGGUUAAACCACAGAGCCUAGGACUUGCUGAUCAGAAGGUCAGCGGUUCGAAUCCCCGCGACGGGGUGAGCUCCCGUUGCUCGGUCCCUGCUCCUGCCAACCUAGAAGUUUGAAAGCACAUCAAAGUGCAAGUAGAUAAAUAGGUACCGCUCUGGCGGGAAGGUAGACGGCAUUUCCGUGCACUGCUCUGGUUUGCCAGAAGCGGCUUAGUCAUGCUGGCCACAUGACCCGGAAGCUGUACGCCAGCUCCCUCGGCCAGUAAAGCGAGAUGAGCGCCGCAACCCCAGAGUCGGCCACGACUGGACCUAAUGGUCAGGAGUCCCUUUACCUUUACCUGAUGUGCUCCUGAUUUUUAUUAGCUUUCCUCCUGUUGAUGCCAUUUUAAAACACCUUCACACUAAAGGCUAAGGCAGGGGGCGGCAAUUAUUUUUAGCCGCGGGCUGGUCCACUGUCCCUCAGACCUUGGUGGCAGGAGAAGCAGCACCGGGGGGCGGGAAGCUGGAAGAAGAGGCGAGGGGGGCAAGCAAUCCUCACCCCCAGCCCCAGCCGCUGUGCUUAACUUCCCUGGGGCUGCCACCACCACCACUGCUGCUAUUUCUUGUGGGUAGGCAGAGCGAGCUCGUCUGCUUCGCUCUCUGGCCCACAGGAGCACCAGGGCGGUGGUUGGGGGGGGGGAAAUGGGCGGCGCAAAAGGGCUGGCUCCGGAAAGGGGCUGCUUAAAAUGGUGCUCAGCCAGCUCAGCCCAGUCCCCUUCCUCCUCUAGGCAAGGCGAGGAGAAGAUAGGAGGAGGGAGGGAGGAGGCGCCGCCAUUGUGUGUGUGACGGAGAGGGGGGGGGGAAUGGAAUGGUGCCAGGGGAAAAAUGGCGCAGCCCGAGCGAACAGAAUCUUCACGCCGAUCCACAGACAGUCCGCUGCCUGGAUCCUGAAGGCAAUUGGGCCUGAUCUGACCCUCAGACCUUAGUUUGCUGACCCCUGGGCUAAGGCAUAUUUAUUUUUUAAUUAAUUUUUUAUUAAUUUUCAACGUAUCAUUUUCAACAAUAAUUAAACAUACAGUGGUACUUCGGGUUAAGUACUUAAUUUGUUCUGGAGGUCCGUUCUUAACCUGAAACUGUUCUUAACCUGAAGCACCACUUUAGCUAAUGGGGCCUCCUGCUGCUGCCGUGUCACCGGAGCACGAUUUCUGUUCUCAUCCUGAAUGAAAGUUCUUAACCUGAGGUACUAUUUCUGGGUUAACGGAGUCUGUAACCUGAAGCGUAUGUAACCUGAAGCGUGUGUAACCUGAGGUACCACUGUACUUUAACUUCUUAUACAAUUUUUUUUACUUCCAUCAAUCACAUCUGAAAUUUUUCCAAUCUAAUUACUUAAUUUACAUUUCUUAUUUUCAUUAUUACAUUUAAAUCUCAUAUCUAAUACCUCUCUUCUUUGCAAUAUUUCAUAUAUUUCUCCUUACAAAACUUCUUGUAGCCCUACUAGCGUAAUUUGUUGAUUACAAUUGCUCUUCAAAUAGUUUGUAUAUUUCUUCCAAUCUUCUGUAAAUCUCUGGUCCUGCAGGUUUCGAAUCCUUCCUGUCUUUUUAUCCAAUUCUGCGUAGUCCAUUAAUUUUAUCUGCCGUUCUUCUUUCUUUGGUAUUUCUUCUUGCUUCCAUUUCUGAGCCAACAAUACUCUUGCCGCUGUGGGCUAAGGCAUAUUUAACAUCACUAACACCAAAGUUCAGUCCCCGUAUUGGACAACUGCAUAUUCCUGUAUUGCAGGAGAUUGGAGUAGAUGAACCUCAGAGUCCCUUUGAAGGAAUGGGUUUCUGUGCAGUCAGUUUAAAACUGACUUGAACCCCGCCCCCCUCUGCGUUGCUCCCGGACGGGAGGGAAGGAAGUCAAAUGACACCGAGGGUUGGUUCCAAGAAAGAGUUUAUUCUGCUCUCCGGAUAGCAGAACGCACUUGCGUGGUCAGUCCACAGCAAGUCCAAAGAAAUGAGAAAUUUCAUGCAGUAUAUAUAUCCUCCAGGCACCCUCUCCCCCUUCCCCAGAAAUCCAAACACGUCAGCCUAUGUACGCAGGUUGACAUCACAUAUGUUCCUGCUCUGGUAUUCUUAACCAUAAAAGGGUAUUCCUUCCUGUACUUCUGACCAUAAAAGGAUCUUCCUGUUCCUACUCUUAUCUUGGAGCAAGAGGUCAUCAUCUCCGAGAACACACUCUGGCGCUGUUCCCAGACUGGGUCUUUUCGUUUUUGUGGUCAGGACAUAAGAUAAGGCACAGACGUGUCUUCUCUGUUCUACUGGUAUAGUCAAGGCUUUGCUUGCCAUCACAAACUGAUAAAGGAGAGGACUCUGAGCAUUUGUUUAUACAUCUGAGCCUUUUGACUCAAGAGCUCAAGUUUAUGCAUUUUAGAAAUGCUAAGAAGAAAAGGGGGCGGGGUUCGAGUCAUUCUUAAACUGACUGCACAGAAACCCAUUCCUUCACCUUCUGUGAUUCUGCUUUUGCCGCAAGUCUUGGCCGCAGCGCUGUGCAGACAGGAACUGUAUUCUAACCCCACUUUCCUGGGAGUAAGCUUAAUUAAAUUCAAUAGGGAUUAGAGAUGAGAGCUAAUUUUGUGCUGAAAGUCAUGCUCCCAGCUCCCUGUAGUCCACCGAUUUCAAUAGAUCUACUUUUGAGUAUAACUUGGUGGGAUACUAAGAAGUUAAGCCAGGCUCUCCUGUACAGUAGUUUGCAAAUUCUGCUUAGUUUUUUCCCUCCUCACUGGAGUCUUGAAAGGUUUUGAUAGAAGAGGGGAAAAAGAGGGAUUAGCCUCAAUUCCUACCUCUGGCUCUCCUGAUAUUGUUCUUUCUCCUAGAGAAAAAAGGUAGGUAGCAGAAGAUUUAUUUAACACUGUAGCUGGAAGACAGGCUAAAUCUGUUCCUCUACCCAUUUUACAAGGAAAAUAGAAAAGCUUCAUAGAUUUUUCUUCCUAAGGGUGGACUGUUGAGUUAAGCUCGCGUUUUAUCACCCACUGAUUAUUCUUCCUGGAAUUCUUUCUACAAAAGGAUAGUCACUGGUAUUAUAUUUUUUUUUAAUAAACCUUGACUGUACUGAGUUUGUGUUGGCCCAAAAUAUAUUUCUGCAGUAAAGGCCAGCGGUCUGCAGCUUAAAAGGAACCGUAAAGAUGGACUAUCCUGACUUUUUUGUUUGUUUCGAAGAUGCAGUAGAACUUCCUCUGGAGUGAUUCUAGCACACUGGUGGCCCAGUUUGCACUUUCAAGUAGCAAAACAUCAUUUGCAACAAUCCUCUAAACAUUACGUGCUUUUAAAAGAGUUUUAAAUUUAAUUUUCAGUGAUUGAUUACAGUUUCUACAAUUCAAGAUGUACCGUAUUUUUCCGUGUAUAAGACGCCCCCGUGCAUAAGACGACCCCUAUUUUUAAAACCAAAAUUAAGAAAUUAAGUUGUUUAGCUUUUUGUGGGGUUGGGGUGGGGAGGGCGGGGUAUAAAUAAAAAUUUACUUGCUUGCUUACUUACAGAUGUCAAGGAAAUAAACAACUAUUUGUCUUUUAGAAGACAUCUGAAAGCAACCCUGUAUUGGGAAAUGUCUAAUGAUAAAACAAAUGUCUCAUGUUUUACCAUUUUUUAUGGUAAGCCACCCAGAGUGGCUGGGGAAACCCAGCCAGAUGGGCGGGUAGUAAAUAUUAUUAUAAUAAAUAUUAUUAUGAUGAUGAAGGUGCAUCUGCAUCAGCAUGGCCUGAUGCCUUCAUCUGCCCCAGUUGCAACUAAAAAUGUCUCUCCUGUAUCAAUCAGUCUCUACAGCCACAGCAGGGCUGUAAUUCUCCAACCGUUUGACUUCACCCCUGAAGGCACACUCUGACUGUCUCCUGAGACAGAUGGAUGCCAACAGCAGCAACAGUUCAGGGUGUUGGACUAGAUGAUCCUUGGGGUCUCUUCCAUCUCUGUGAUUCUGUGUGGGAGGGAAUGGCAGGUGGAAAAGCUUGUAAUAUUCCUCUGUGUUUAGCUUCAGCUUGUUUCCCGUGAGACAUGGAUGUUGAUCAGACGAGAGUCUUCCCCUUGCUAACCUAUUGUUUUCUCUCUUUGCUCCUCUCUCUUUUGAAGGACAUCAACCAGAAACUGCAGGAGGACAACCAGGAGCUGCGAGACCUUUGCUGCUUCUUGGACGAUGACCGGCAGAAAGGCAAGAAGGUUUCCCGUGAGUGGCAGAGGCUCGGCCGGUACAGCGCGGGCGUCAUGCACAAGGAGGUGUCCCUGUAUCUUCAGAAGCUGAAGGAGCUGGAAGUUCGGCAGGAGGAGGUGGUGAAGGAGAACCUGGAGCUGAAGGAGCUCUGCGUCCUGCUGGACGAGGAGAAGGGCGGUGUUGCCGGUUGCCGAAACUCGAUCGACAGCCAGGCCAGCCUCUGCCAGCUCAAUGCCACGAGCGCCUUCAUCAGGGACGUCGGAGACGGCAGCAGCACCUCCAGCACCGGCAGCACGGACAGCCCUGACCACCACAAGCACCACCCGAACUCGAGUCCCGAGCACCUCCAGAAGGCGAGGAGCGAGGGGAGCCCCGAGCAUCAGAAACACCGCAGCGCCAGCCCCGAACACCUCCACAAACCCCGCGGCUCCGGCAGCCCCGAUCACCAGAAACACCUGAAAGGACCCAGCCCAGAGCACCACAAGACUCUCGGGAAGGGGGCCGUGGAGCAGCAGAAGCACAGCUGCAGCAGUCCGGAAACGCUGCCGAAGCACUUGUUGAGUGGCAGCCCCGAACACUUUCAGAAACACAGGCCUGGCAGCAGUCCGGAACACCAGAAGCACAGCGCUGGAGGCGGCAGCCCCGAACUUCUCCACAAACACGCUCUGAGCGGGAGCUCUGAGCACCUCCCGAAAGCGAGGGGGACCAGCCCCGAACAUCUCAAGCAGCACUAUGGCGGAAGCCCGGACCACCUCAAGCACUUGGGGGGCAGCAGCAGCAGAGAAGGCACCUUAAGGAGGCCAGUGACGGAUGACCUCUCUCCCCAUCACCGAGGCCUCUACAAUGGGAUGAACGGUGAGUCCAUGUUAUUUUUUCUUAUUGCAAUGAUGAUGUCGAAGGGGUCGUCUUUCCUCUUUGCGUGUGUGCAAAUUACGGAAGCGUCGAGGUGGGGGAAGGCGCCCAUUUCUGUACGUACGUGAUGGGAGGCUUCUUGCGCAGCGCGAAGCAGGAACCGCACAGCCAAGGCUGCAGUCACCCCCGGUGA
Podarcis lilfordi (Lilford's wall lizard) is the source of this 12817-nucleotide messenger RNA. The record is from the annotation of a GenBank genome assembly. Lineage: Eukaryota; Metazoa; Chordata; Lepidosauria; Squamata; Lacertidae.